AUGAAUGCAUUUCCAUUAACAAGCGACAAGGUGAAUGAGUGCAUCAGAGGAUUUGAGGUUCUUGGUUUUCCACAAUGUUUAGGUGCAAUGGAUGGAAGCCACAUUGAAAUAAAACCAGAAUCUCAGAAUGCUGUUGACUACUAUAACUAUAAAGGGUGGUACUCGAUUGUUUUGUUUGCCCUCGUAGAUUAUAGAUACCGUUUUCUUUAUAUAAAUGUUGGGUAUCCUGGAAGAGUCAAUGACUCUUUUAUUUUUGAAAAUUCAUCACUUAAGAGCCAGUUAGAAAAUUGUAUUGCUUUAGAAGACAAAAGUAGGGUGAUUAAUGGUGUCAAAAUAACCGUAUUGAUCCUAGGUGAUUCUGCAUUUCGAUUUUCCACUAAAGUUAUGAAACCAUACCCUUAUGAUGAAAACGCUAGCAUUGGUCAAAAAACUUUUAAGUUUCAGUAUCAAAUGACGGCAGAACAAAUAAGACGAUGUUUAGCUACAUUUUUUAGUAAGUUUAGUAAGUUCUUAGUAAGUCCUAAUAUUUAA
Molecule: messenger RNA, 531 nt
Organism: Teleopsis dalmanni
Lineage: Eukaryota; Metazoa; Arthropoda; Insecta; Diptera; Diopsidae
Product: protein ANTAGONIST OF LIKE HETEROCHROMATIN PROTEIN 1-like
Exons: 3
Coding region: 1-531 (176 amino acids)
Source: RefSeq, a predicted model, not a curated record